Molecule: messenger RNA, 867 nt
Organism: Entrophospora sp. SA101
Lineage: Eukaryota; Fungi; Glomeromycota; Glomeromycetes; Entrophosporales; Entrophosporaceae
Source: the annotation of a GenBank genome assembly
AUGAGAAAAAUAGGAAAUCUUUCAUUUUUAAAUAAUAAAGAAAAUGUUUUUUUAAACAAUUCUUCUUUCGAGCGUCGUAUAAGUUCUAAAAAAAUUCUAGUAGAUGUUUCAAAUAAUGAAACAUCAUUUGAUGUGGGUGAAAUAUCGGAUGAAACACCAUUCGACGUGCACGAAACAUCGGAUGUCACUAGGGAUGGUAUCUUAAAAAAAGUCGAAUCAAUGAUAAAUAGGAUAAAUGAAAAGAAUAAUGACGAUUAUGAAAUCAAGAAAUUAAUAUCAAGGAAGAACAACAAAAAUCUUGAUAUAUUGUUAAGAAUACUUAACAUCUGUCACGAACUUAUUACGAAAGAAAUUAAAGUGACUAAACGCGGGAUUUACUACAGAGAUGUCGGGUUGUUUGGUUCUCAAAAUAGAGUUGACAGAGGAAAAGGCUAUCCUGAUUUUGCAACUCGGCAUUUAAUAAAACUGCUUAGUGACCUAAAAAGUGAAAUUCCUAUUUUAGGUUUUUUUGACAACGAUCCUUAUGGCAUUGAUAUUUUGAAUUUGUACAAAUAUGGUGCUCCAACAAAGUUAUUUGAGAACAAAAAUUGGGCAAUCUCACGUUUACAAUGGAUUGGUUUACACCAUAUUGAUAGAGAACAUAACAAUAUUUCUGAAAAUUUAUUUAUUAAAUUAACAAGUAAUGAUAAAAAAAAAUCAAAAGAUUUAUUAAAAAAAGAAUAUUUACCAGAAACUUGGAGAAAUGAAAUACAAGAAAUCCUAAAUUCUAACAAAAAAUGUGAAAUAGAAUCAUUAUGUUAUGAUGAUAAUGAAAACUUACUAAAUUAUUUAAUAGCAAAAGUUAAUAAUCCUACAUCAUGGUUAUAG